GAAGCCGAUUGCACGGGUGUAUGUUGUGAUUGCAAGGACACCCGCACGGUGAUUCGCUUUUGUCGGCUGCCUCAAAUUCGCUGAACUAGAAACGAAUCAUAAUAUCCAUUCGGCGUCUCAAUUAUUGCUCUGAAACCCUUCAAAAUGAUUCGAUCUUCUUUUCUCUUGGGACUUCGGCGAAGAAGAGACAACGGAAGGGCAUAAUUCAAAUCAUUAUAGCGCUAGACGUCUCGGAAAGCUGGCGAAACGAAAGGACCGGGGUGACUUCAUAGAUGCGACCCGCUCACCGCCAUCGUCUGCCCUUUUGGCCAAUCGUCCACUAGCACGCGAUAAAGCAGUACGUUCCGGAACUGUUCAUCGUAAAAGCGAAAACGUCCAGGUGGCCUCUUGGCAUGUAUUCGCUCGUGCAGGAUAACCAUCUUCCGUGAUACUCCUCGCUCGUGAGCUAAGAGGAUGCAACCACGAACGUCCCCACGCCAGGAAAAUGGAAUACGAUGUAGAGUGUACGCCGAGGCACAGCCACGUGUAAGCUAAACAUGCAACUGUAAAAGACAAAGACAGCCAAUUCCACCGCAAUGCGACCCGAAUAUUUCUGGAUGCUAUCGCUUGGAAGGUCUGCGCGAAGUCUGGACCACUUCCUGCCGCCAUCGUAUAUUGUUUGCCAAUGCCACCGUGGCCGCUCAUCGGACAGUAAGAAAGAAAUGUUUUCUGAUAGUUGUUUCAUUUCUGGCAGGAACUCCUCCCUCAGUGAUGCUAGCGUGCAUGCUCUCGAAUCGUGACUGAGAGAAUGAGAAAUCACGGGCAUAUAUAAAGAAGCCGGUCGUGAGGAGACGGUACCAGUAAGUUGUCCUCACGCCUGUGUGCUCCAAGCAAGAUAUACAGACUUCAUCCAGCGACCAUGAUCGGAAAGGUGCGGGAGUUUACUGUGCGAGCUCACUAUUGCAGUCAUCGUGGCGUAAGACGCGGCGAUAGUUCACACUGGAUAUUUCUGACGUUUCAGGUCUGCCUCCUAGCGUGCCUCGCUGUUUACGCAGCCGGACAAACAGCCGUUGAACCGGUGGAAUCCCCUCCACAACCGUAUAGCUUUAGCUAUGACACCACUGACGAGUUCGGCACCAGAAUGACACGCGAGGAGACCAGCGACGAGUACAACAACAAGGUCGGAUCCUACAGCUAUACGGACGCGAAUGGCAUCACACGCACGGUGCACUACGUCGCCGACGCUGGCGGUUUCCGCGUCACUGUGGAGACAAACGAGCCUGGCACCCGCACCUCAAACCCUGCCGACGCGCAAGUCACCUCUUCGGCCGUUGAGCCGCCACCCACUUAUGCGCAAGCCGCUCCUGUCGCCUAUCAUGCACCGGUCACCGUGCACGCCGUACAUGCUGGUCCGGAUGCCGUAGCUGUACAUGGUUCCCCGACUUCCGUAGCUGUGCAUGCUGCACCGGCGGCAAGCGUUGCUCUCCACGCUGUUCAUGGCGCACCAGUUGACGUACACGCAUCACCUGUGACCCUGCACGCGGCACCCGUGUCAUAUGCAACGGCGCACCACGCUGUGCCCCUGUCGGUCGUGGGGCGCGCCAAGAGUCGCCGUUAAAGCUACAUCUAAGUCGCUGCUUGCUUCGAAAAUCAGUGAGCGGAGCUACGCGGAUGCUUUCCUCUUUCCGUAUCCUUUUUCUACUGCUUGUAAUUCGCGCUGGCGUGGAGACCAGCUCAAUGCUUCGUUACUUUGUUCUGAAUAUAUGUGCGUGACACGAAAAUGCCUCUGUGAGCUUAAGUACACGUCGGGAUACCUCUUUAUGCUAGGGAUCUUAUUGGGUCCUUAAUUUUUUUCUCUGUCUCUGUAUCUAACAUCGGGGUGUCCGGUAUAAUGUGCGGAGCCCACUGCUUGUUCGUCCUGCUUCCAUGUCCGCAAACAUUCUUCUAAACGUUUGCUGCACUAGUCUCUCAGUUAGCCGCACAUAAAUCGGCGUUAGUUGCUCAGCAAUGUACCAACAAACAGGAAAAAUCCAUCUAAAAAGCAUUGUAAUCAAUAUAUUUAUCCCAUGUUCGCAAACUAACUAUGACUAAAAACUAUUGUUCGACUCUACCAAGUACCACCGAGUGGAGCACAGCGUCUCCCAGUGAAGACACGGCACUGCAGUAACGUCCCUAGUCUAUUCCUGCGGCGAGGAGUUCACUGAGAAGCACACCUGGACUCCACUGUUGUCGAAUAGUCGCCGACAGCACAUGCGUACCAAAAUUUCGCUCAGGAAUCAACACGCAGUCUCCCUGAAGCGCAGUGACCACUUCAUUCGAAGGGCCGCGCUUCCAUCUAAUUUCUUGAGUUGAA
This is a messenger RNA of Dermacentor silvarum, 2332 nucleotides long. Its product is annotated as cuticle protein 16.8. The record is from RefSeq and is a predicted model, not a curated record. The transcript is spliced from 2 exons. Gene Ontology annotation, cellular component: chitin-based extracellular matrix. Gene Ontology annotation, molecular function: structural constituent of chitin-based larval cuticle. The coding region runs from base 899 to 1597 and encodes 232 amino acids. NCBI's taxonomy places the organism in Eukaryota, Metazoa, Arthropoda, Arachnida, Ixodida, Ixodidae.